GGUCGUCGCUCCACAGAAGCGGGAAGAUGAAGUUUGUGCAGUUGUUUGGUCGUUUGAAAUCCGUGGUGAUCGGAAUGAUUCACGUCAAAGCCUUGCCAGGAACUCCUCUUCAUCGUAUGAAAGUGUCUCAGAUCGUGGAAGACGCCUGCAGAGAGGCGUCGAUCUACCGUGACGCGGGGAUCGACGGCGUGAUCGUGGAGAACAUGCACGACCUCCCGUACUCCUUCUCCGUCGGACCUGAGGUGUGCGCGUGCAUGACCGCCGUGUCCACCGCGGUCAGGGGUGUCUGUCCUCUGCUGCCGCUCGGCGUCCAGAUCCUGUCCUCUGCCAACCAGCAGGCGCUCGCUGUCGCUCUGGCCUCAGGUCUGGAUUUCAUCAGAGCCGAGGGUUUCGUGUUCUCCCACGUGGCUGAUGAAGGUCUGCUGAGUGAAGCCUGUGCUGGAGACCUGCUCAGGUACCGCAGGCGGGUCGGCGCUGAGCACGUGCAGAUCUUCACCGACGUCAAGAAGAAGCACAGCGCUCACGCUCUGACGUCAGACGUCAGCAUCGAGGAGACGUCUCGUGCUGCAGAGUUCUUCCUCUCUGAUGGAGUCAUCGUCACAGGAGCAGCCACCGGAGCGGAGGCCGACACUCGUGAACUCAGAGACGUUUCCCAGUCUGUGAGAAUCCCCGUGCUGAUUGGCUCCGGAGUGACCUACGACAACAUGGAGCGCUACCUCAACGCAAAUGGAAUGAUCAUCGGAUCUCAUUUCAAGGAGGGCGGACACUGGGCCAACGCAGUCGACCCGGAGAGGGUGAAGAGGUUCAUGGGAAAGAUGCGUGAACUUAGAGAAUGAAAGGAAAGUGUCUUCAAGAACAAUUCCAUUGUUUUGACUUGGAAAAAACUGAUUUUAGCCACUGAAUAAAAGGCUCACGUAAUAAAAUCUA
Messenger RNA from Solea solea (common sole), 927 nucleotides. RefSeq lists its product as uncharacterized. Lineage: Eukaryota; Metazoa; Chordata; Actinopteri; Pleuronectiformes; Soleidae. The coding region runs from base 27 to 836 and encodes 269 amino acids. The record is from RefSeq and is a predicted model, not a curated record. The transcript has 6 exons.